Molecule: messenger RNA, 644 nt
Organism: Mustela lutreola (European mink)
Lineage: Eukaryota; Metazoa; Chordata; Mammalia; Carnivora; Mustelidae
Gene: MMP24OS
Product: MMP24 opposite strand
Exons: 2
Coding region: 136-315 (59 amino acids)
Source: RefSeq, a predicted model, not a curated record
GCCUGAGGGCGGGGCCGGUGCGCGCGAUGACGCCACGGCGCCAGCCCCUCCGGCGUAGCUACGCUGCCUGCGGAGCGCCGUCGCCGGCCCGGGAGCUGGGAUCCCGGACACCCGCGGCUCCCCUGGCGCGAGACCAUGGGCUCUCGGCUGAGCGGCGGCCAGGGCGCCGCGGAGCAGGUGCAGCCCCAGCCCCAGCCCCAACCCCAACCCCAGCCCCGGGCGCCCGAGGCCCCUGAGCGGCCCCCGCCAGAACCCGGUCCCUGGGGGCCGCUGGACGAUGUGCGCUUCCUCAUCACCUGCACCUCCUGGUACUGACAAGCCACCCUCCGCAGUUACCGCCUGCCGCCAACUGUCGUUCUGUUCGCCUCACCUGGUUCGUCUCUCGUGGUCUCUUUCUACCCCCGGUGCCCAGGAGACGCUCGGAGAGUUGAGGAGGUCACGGAGGACCAUGGAUGGGGCACCGGCUUGCCUCUAAGCUACCCCCAGAUUUGUUCGCUUAUCAGCCUGAACCCAAACCAGCUCAAACCUUCGUGCUCACCCCUCCCCGUAGCUUCAGCAGUCUGGGUCCUGGGGCAGCCCUCCCCAGCACUGAUUUCCCAAACCAGGCCAGGACUCCUGGUAAAACCCCAAGACUGCUGACUUGA